UGCGCAGUAGUCUAAAAAAUAUAUAACUGAGAUGAAAACAAAAAAUUCCGUCGCGAAGUUGAAUGUCAGUAAUCUAUUUCCAUUAUUUUAAUUCACCAAAUUUCAGUGUAGAGAGUAUCUUACUCUUGAGUUACUAUUUAAAUUCUUCUUAGUGAGGAAAGUGACUCAACAACUGAUUAUUGACAAACAUAAGUUCAGUUGCUCAUUUCUCUGAAAACACAACUACCUUGUCCACAUUCCACUUGAAAAUGGCUACUGGUGAAUAUGAAUAUGGAAGUAGUCUAAUAAAAGAGGAAGUGGAAUCUGCUGGCGAUGUAAACAAUACCAACUCUGAUGAAAAAUGUGAUGCACUUGAAAUUGGUAUCUUGAAGAAAGAAUUUGAACCAGAAUACAUUAAAUAUGAAGAUAUUGAUAUGGUUCACAAUCUGAAAUCUAGAGAGUGUCUGGAAGAAGUAAAGGAAAGAUUACUUUGUGAAGUGUGUGGAGGUUUGCUUUGUGCAAAUGAUAUCUUCGGCCCUGAUAGUGCGGAAUCCUGUGACUGUCAACGCCAGAAUGAGUCUAAUGUUAUACAAGAUGAACAUAUGUCUUGGGAUUUUAAACCACUUAGCUUUGGUUCAGAUUCUGGAAACUUUCAUUUCAAAAUUCCCGAAGAAACAUUGGUGGUGAAAGAAGAGGUGGCAAACAAUGAAAAUGUUCCAUCAAUGUCAUAUGAAAAAGAAAGUUUUAUUGAGAGUGUUCAUGCUGUCAAUCACGAAAUGCUACUCAAAACUGAGGAGGUUGAUAAAACAUUCAAAUCAGAGUACCAUUUGAAUUCAGUGGGGCAGAGGAUUCAAGAAGAAAAUUUAAUGUGCUCAGAUAAUAUGAAUGAAACAACUAAUAUUGAAAACAGACCUACAAGGAAGAUCUUCUUUUCUUGCACAGUGUGCACAAAAUCAUUCAGUCAAAAUUGUGAUUUGAAAAGACAUGAAAAAAUUCAUACUGGUGAAAAACCUUUUCAGUGUGAAGUCUGCUUUAAAUCAUUCAUUCAGAGAAGCACCUUGAAAUUGCACAAAAAAAUUCAUACCGGUGAAAAACCAUUCAAGUGUAAAACUUGCUCAAAGUCAUUCGUUCAAAGAAGUAACUUGAAAUUCCAUGAAAAAAUUCAUAGUGGCGAGAAACCAUUCCAAUGUAAAAUCUGCUUUAAAUCAUACAUUCAAAGAAGUCACUUGAAAAUGCACGAAAACGUUCAUACUGGUGAAAAACCAUUUCAGUGUGAAAUCUGCUCUAAAUCAUUCAAUCAGAGAAGCACCUUAAAAUUGCACGAAAAAAUUCAUACUGGCGAAAAACCAUUUCAGUGUGAAAUUUGCUCCAAGUUUUUCACUUGCAAAGGUAGUUUGAAGUUACAUGAAAAAAUUCAUACUGGCGAAAAACCGUAUCAGUGUGAAAUCUGCUCUAAAUCUUUUAUUCAGAAAAUUCAUUUGAAAUUACAUGAAAAAAGUCAUAGUGGCGAAAAACCAUAUCAGUGUGAAAUCUGUUCUAAAUCAUUCUUUCAAAGUAAUAAUUUGAAAAAACAUGAAAUGAUCCAUACUUGCGAAAAACCAUUUCAGUGUAUGAACUGCUCUAAGACCUUCACUAGCAAAGUUAGUUUGAAAUUACAUGAAACAAUUCAUACUGGCGAAAAACCAUAUCAGUGUGAAAUCUGCUCUAAAUCUUUUACCCAGAAAAUUCAUUUGAAAUUGCAUGAAAAACACCAUACUGGUGAGAAACCAUUUCAGUGCAAAAUCUGUUCCAAAUCUUUCAUUCAAGCUAGUGAUUUCAAAAGACAUGAAAAAAUUCAUACUGGCGAAAAACCAUUUCAGUGUGAACUCUGUCCCAAAUCAUUCAUUCAAGGGGGUGAUUUGAAAAGACAUGAAAAAAUUCAUACUGGUGAAAAACCGUUUCAGUGUGAAACCUGCUCCAAAUCUUUUACCCAGAAAAGUUAUUUGAAAUUGCACGAAAAAAUUCAUACUGGCGAUAAACCAUUCAAGUGUCAAAUCUGCCCCAAAUCAUACAUUCAAAGAGGUGAUUUGAAAAGACAUGAAACAAUACAUAUUGGCCAAAAACCAGUUCAUCUUAAAUUAUGAGUGUGACACUAAAAUGAGCAGUAUUAAAAAAAAAGAAACAACCCAUAAAUACUGUUGUCUCUGGUACAUUUACCAAAUUAACAAUUCAGUUAUUUUGAGGCUUUGUAGGUAGAUGUGGAAUCUUUGGCAAUCCGUGUGUCGCUGAUGAUGUUAACUUUGUUAUCGAAACGCCCGUCGGAAGACAAUAUUUUUACUUUCGUGUGGGAAAAGUUUUGUCAAUUGAUGUAUAUGAGGUUGUAGAUAUAGUAACUUCAUUCAAAAACAAAAAUUAAAAGGGUGAAAUAUAUUGAAGUUUAUUGCAUGUUGCAUCAUCUCACAACUUAUAUUUAAUAUCUUUUCAAAGCCAAAUAUUUUCAGAACCUGGAAAAGUUACAGUUGUAUUCCCUCCUCACAAUGUUGAAAAAUUCGAAAUACUAACUUCAAGUCGACAUACGCAGAGAAAACGCAAUGCUUUAUUCAUCAAUUAAUGAAUUUGAAAUGAGUCGUUUUAUUUAAAUGAAUGAUGAAACAUUGUAUAGGGAAUGAACUAUGCUUGAAUACAUAAUGGUUUUGAAUGUCAUCCAAAAGCGGCACUUUGUUUUUCCUUUUAUAAUGUGUAUAAAUCGGGCCUUUUUAGGAAAUCUAUUUAGGCUAAAAAUAAGAGUUGUUCAAGAUCAAAAUGUGUUAAUAUUUUACGGUGAUAAUUUGUUAUGUAUCUUGAGUAUAUGUAAUUUCAUGUUACAAUCAUUUCAUGUCUGUUACAUUAGUAAAUAAAUAUAUUCUAUUGA
Molecule: messenger RNA, 2869 nt
Organism: Leptinotarsa decemlineata (Colorado potato beetle)
Lineage: Eukaryota; Metazoa; Arthropoda; Insecta; Coleoptera; Chrysomelidae
Biological process (GO): regulation of DNA-templated transcription
Molecular function (GO): RNA polymerase II cis-regulatory region sequence-specific DNA binding; DNA-binding transcription factor activity, RNA polymerase II-specific
Source: RefSeq, a predicted model, not a curated record